AGGCUCCAUUUCCAAGUACAAUAACAUGGAAAUCGCUACUAUGGCUCAAGCUCUGCAGCUCCAUGCCCAAGUCCUCAAGUCUGGCUGCCAAAACCAUAAUCCCAGUACUGAACAAACCCAGCAAACCCUCCACUCCCAGCAGAACCUCAGCAAGCUCUUUACCUUCUCAGCUCUCUCGCCCUCAGGUAGCUUGUCCUACGCCCGCCUUAUCCUUAAUUCCCUCCAAACCCCGAAUUCUUAUUACUAUAACACCAUGAUUCGAGCCUAUUCCGACUUAACCCACCCUGCCCAAGCCAUUAGCCUAUUUUUAGCAAUGCAGAAUCCGCCAUCUCCUAGCACACCUCGACCGGAUAAGUUCACUUUUCCCUUUGUCCUCAAAGCUUGCUCCAAAUUACGUAAAAUCCCUCUUGGAGAACAACUCCACGGACUAGUCUGGAAGUUGGGUUUUGGGCCGGAUAUGCAUAUAAGCAAUGCAUUGAUUCAUAUGUAUUCAGCUGGUGGUGUUCCGGACCUUGCGUUCAAGGUGUUUGAUAAAAUGCUCGAGAGAGAUGUGGUGUCUUGGACUUCUAUAAUCGAUGGGCUUGUGGAUAAUGAUAAACCCGUUAAAGCUAUAGCUUUGUUUGAGCACAUGUUGGAAAAUGACGUUGAAUUUAAUGAAGCAACGGUUGUUUCGGUUCUUAGAGCUUGUGCUGAUACUGGUGCUCUUAGUAUGGGUAGAAAAGUUCAUGAUUUGGUUAAGGAGAAGAAGCUUAUUAGUUUGAACGGUAAGGUAAGCACGACUCUCAUAGACAUGUAUGCGAAAUGUGGGUGCAUAGAUGGUGCGAAGGAGGCAUUUUCUGAAACAGUGAACAAAGAUGUUGUUACAUGGACUGCAAUGAUUGCUGGCCUUGCCAUUCAUGGGCAGUGUAAAGAGGCUACGGAAUUGUUUGAUAAGAUGAAGGGUCUUGAGAUAAAGCCAGAUGAGAGGACAUUGACUGCGCUUUUAUCGGCUUAUAGGAAUGGGCAUAUGGUGAGUGAAGGCUUGGCUUGCUUCAGAACUAUGAAGAAGAAGUAUAAGAUCAGGCCUAAAAUGCAGCAUUAUGGUUGUGUUAUAGACAUGCUUGUUCAAGUUGGGCAUUUAGAAAAUGCUGAGACAUUUAUGAAUAAGAUUCCUGUUGAACCAGAUGCUGUCCUUUGGAGGAGCUUGAUAAGGGCCUGUCAAAUUCAUGGAGAUGUAGAGAGGGGUGAACGUCUGAUGAAGCAUUUUGAACUAUUGAAAUUGGAUUCCAAUGACUCUGGAGCUUAUGUUGUUCACCAGAAUAUCCGUGUGUCUGAGGGUAAAUGGAAGGAGAAUGGCAAAACAAGAGCAUUGACCAAUCGAAAAAAACUUCUGAGGGCCUCAGGGUAUAGUAGAAUGGAGAUCAACGGUGAAAUUUAUGAAUUUACCACUGGUGAACUGGGGCAUCUUGAAGUGGAAGAAAUUAUUGGGAAAAUGGGCGAAAUAGCAUUGAACUUGAGCUGUGAAGGUUAUGAUCCAAAACACUCAGAUCUGUCACUUGAUGAUGAGGAGAAAGCCUUUGAACUAUUUCACCACAGCGAGAAACUUGCGGUUUCAUUUGGCCUGAUUAAAACCAGCCCAGGAACCUCCAUAAGAAUUGUAAAAAAUUUCCGGCCUUGUGAGGAUUGCCAUUCUUUCAUGAAAAUACUGUCAAAGAUUUAUCAAAGAGAUAUAUUUCUUAGGGAUCAUGUACGAUUCCACCAUUUCAGGAAUGGAGAAUGUUCUUGUGGGAACUUUUGGUAAUAACAGUGCCUGUGGGCAAAGGUUUGCUCAUGGAGAGUGAUGUUCUCCGGAUGAAGCGUCAUGAGGAUUAUGCAUGUUUAAAGUCAUUGGUCUAUAAAUCAAUGGUUUAACUGGUGCAGUUCUACAUCAAUCGAGCUAUUGUGCUCUCUAGGCAUAAUCCACAGCAGUAUGCUGAUGCUUGGUCGAAACUCUCUAGGUUCUGGAAACAGGUGACGGUAUUACCUAAGCUUAGUCUUCUUCAACGGAAAGUUGGUCUGCUGCAUCGGUCAGUUAUAUAGCUAUUCAGGAAGCAGAAACCUGCUAAGAUAGUCCUUGCCAUCGAAUGUUGUUUUGCACCAUUACGGAUUUGUGUUUGUAGAAAAAGAAAACCAUCAUUUUUUUCUUUAUUUCAUUGACCAUCUGGAGUCUUGAUAGCUAGCCAAAACACGGAAAGAGUAUAAUGUAUAAUGUUCUUGUUUACCUAGAGACUGAAAUUCAU
Molecule: messenger RNA, 2258 nt
Organism: Coffea eugenioides
Lineage: Eukaryota; Viridiplantae; Streptophyta; Magnoliopsida; Gentianales; Rubiaceae
Product: pentatricopeptide repeat-containing protein At4g21065-like
Exons: 1
Coding region: 26-1780 (584 amino acids)
Biological process (GO): RNA modification
Molecular function (GO): protein binding; RNA binding; zinc ion binding
Source: RefSeq, a predicted model, not a curated record